AUGUCGGAGUCAACGCCAGAGCUGGGAAAACCUCAGUUCGCGUCGCACUCAUGGCUCGAGCCACUGGUCGUCGUGAGCAUUAUGGUUGGCUCAUUGGUACUUAAUCGACGCAAGAACUACAGCAUCUUCGGAGGCAACAAGUCACAGAGUGACUACUUCAACCCUGAACAUAAUAAUGGCCGCGACUCUUCACCCCCUUGCCCGCAGAGGCCGGAGAAAUUUUGCGGCAUCCCUAUUCAAACCCCAGACUCGUCUCGCUGGGCGAAGCACAUCCACAGCCGGAUUCUGUGGAAAUACCCUUUCUUAAUCGAAAUGUUCUACUGGGCCGUUAAUUAUCUCUUCUAUUCCGUCACAAAGGCCAUGUCCCAGUGGUUGUUGCCCGCCCAGAUCGAGGUCGUGCAGGUUGCCCAACAACACGGCGAAGAUAUUCUUUGGUUCGAGCAUGAAUCUAUCUUUCGUUGGAUGUUCCCCAUCCAGGAGUCGGCAUUUCUCGGCUGGUUCUACCACGAAGCCCCCGAUGCCAACACAUUCGCCAUCGCCCGCCGCACCAUGACCCUGGGCAACUUCCUCGCCUUCGCAACCUUCUGCGUCUACCCCUGCAUGCCACCCCGCCUCCUCCCCGAAUCCUACGGCUUCUUCGACACUGUCCGACAAGAUCAUGCGGAAAGUGUUUGGGUGAACAGCAAAUCCGUCAACCAGUUCGCCGCCAUGCCAAGUCUUCACUUCACCUACGCGUUCUGCAUCAGCAGCACCUUUCUCUACCAUUCCGGAAUCCUCCACCGUCUCCGCGGGAAACGUGUGCGUAGAUCGCCCGUCUCCCAGAUCAUCUAUAGUGUACUCGCCGUGCUGUAUGCCGUGUUAGUACUCAGCGUUAUCGUCGCAACCGCCAAUCACUAUUGGCUAGACGCUGUCCUCGCGAUGGUGUCGGUCACUGCGUGUUUCUUUGGGAACCGUAUCCUACUGCUCCUUUUGCCAGUGGAGUACUGGAUUUGCUGGGCUUUGCGGAUCGCGAAGCCGACCCCCAAUAUUGGCAAGCAGGAUGAUUGGAGGGAGGCUGAGUCGCCUCGUUACCGGCCCGUCUCGAAUUAUGAUAUAGAGGUAUAG
Molecule: messenger RNA, 1104 nt
Organism: Penicillium manginii
Lineage: Eukaryota; Fungi; Ascomycota; Eurotiomycetes; Eurotiales; Aspergillaceae
Product: phosphatase PAP2 family protein
Exons: 3
Coding region: 1-1104 (367 amino acids)
Biological process (GO): sphingolipid biosynthetic process; inositol phosphoceramide metabolic process
Cellular component (GO): inositol phosphoceramide synthase complex
Molecular function (GO): inositol phosphoceramide synthase activity
Source: RefSeq, a predicted model, not a curated record